This is a messenger RNA of Porites evermanni, 10371 nucleotides long. The record is from the annotation of a GenBank genome assembly. NCBI's taxonomy places the organism in Eukaryota, Metazoa, Cnidaria, Anthozoa, Scleractinia, Poritidae.
AUGGCUGACGCUGCAUAUGCUCUUCUAACAAAAAACAGUCAAACAAGGACUGGAGAGUUUCUUUAUGAUGAGGAUGUUCUUAAACAAGAAGGAAUUACAGACUACGAUCAAUAUUUGGUUUCGCCAGGUAAAUGCUCAUUUAGUUUAAAAAAGGACAAUCUGACAUGACAUUCUAAAGCUAUUUAUGAUUAUUGUAAUUGGCUGUAUUAAACUGAGUGAAAAUUAAUCUUUCCUAGAUUCCUUGCUAUUAUUUCAUGGUCUGUCAGCUCAAAUUAGCUGUUAAUCAACUUAAUUUUAUCUCUAAAUUUACUAAAAACGCGCAACUUGUUUUGCCACGUUGUUGCAAAACGAGUUGCAUAGUGAUGUUGCACGUUUUAUAGCCUGCAUAACAGGCGCUUUAUGAUCGAACCAAGCAAGGCGCUUCGCGCAAAAUGCCGCGUUCGCCUCGUUAGGCUCACAAAGCGCCUGUUAUGCAAGAUACGCGUUUUACAGCCCUCGUUCUAGCCUUUCUUGCAACAAAUCAGGUUGUUGAUGAUGCGUGAAUACUGACUUCUGACUGAACAAAAUUGCGCGGGAUUCACUCCACAGAGGGACUGCAAAACAAGAUUGCCUCACUGAGAGCUGGUGCCGGUAAAACGCGCAACGUGUACAGAUUUUGUUGCAAUGAGUGAAACUACGCUCUAAUUUCUGCAACAGCUUUUCGCAACUUGCGGCAAUCUGAUUUGUCGCAAGACAGGUUUGACUCUCGGGUGGUAAAACGUGCAACAUCGCUUUUCUUCUCGUACAGCAGCAAUGUUGCAAAACGUUUUUGUUUUCCGUUUUGAUUUGAUCAAAAAGUUAAACGCUAAAGAUUUUUAAAAUACAUUUAAAAAACAUUUUAAAAAGUGAACGACGUUUCGGCGCUACGUUACGCCAUUAUCAAGUUGAAAAGUGACAAAGUAUAAGGUGUAAAACGAAUAUAUAAAAUUUGAAACAAUACAUAAACGUUUUACCCUAUCUUAAGUUCUGAGAGAACCUGAAAAAGGCUCGGGAUUUAAAUAGAUAAUUCAAUUCUUACCCUUUCGUCUAGAAGCUGAACCUCUCAGUGUCACUGACUCAAAAUUGAUGGCUUUUUUUCCUGGCUUGUGUCCACAUUCUAGUGUAUCAUGCUUAACUCUUUCGUUCGGUUUCCUGUUACCUUUUCAGAGGCAUUGAAGACCGAAAACGCCUCGCCAAAUAUCCACAUUGUAAGUGUGUCAGAAGUCUUUGAGAAGGUUCACAGUCUUUGUAACGAGGAACUUGUUCAGAGUAUAAACGGCAUCUUUGAAUUCCAUUUGAGUGGAAAAGAGCCUGGAGUGUGGUAUCUGGACCUCAAGAAUAAUUCAGGUAUAUGAAAGUUUUGUAGUCUCGUGGUGUUUCAGGAACCUUUUUUAAUGAGCAACGACGACGGGGACUGCAACGAGAACAGUAAAAAAGCGACGCGUAGAUUGGCAAAACAACAACUUUGCACGUGGAUCCACGUGCAUCACGCUUUUUGGUAGAUUUCCUUGCCGUCGUUGCACGACUACAACGUGAAAUAACGCGAGUGCUGAGAAAUGCGAAACUAUAUAAAUCCAUAAUUCUUUCUGAACUGUACUUCCUUGAAAGGAAAUUCCUUUCCUCUUUUUCUGAACUUAGUUCCCUGCUAGCAGAGGUCUCUCUCUCCUUUCUCUCAUUUUUGCCUCGUCGUGAGAGACCUCUGCUAGCAGGGAAUGAACUGAGAUACAGUUGAUACAGUACUUAUGCUUUAACGCGAGAAACAUUCGCCAACAUGCAUUUGACAAACAGGACGAGAUGGAAUGAAAGCUAUAAAGUUUUAAACAGCGCCAAACAUUGACUGCGCACGUGGAUAAGAAUUAUUGUUACCUUUUUGCCACCCUCUGUACAGUUAUCCGAAUGCGAAAUCGAUGCCCGUGAGAACUUCAACAGACCACUUUUUUUUCCUUUCCCUUUCCAAACUUGCGUGCGUCCCGUUAGAAUUUGAACAACGCCUAAGCUCCACUACUUUAUUUCUGACAUGGGCCGCGGUUUGAAAUAGCCGGGUGUAUUUUUGAAAAGUUGAGAAAAUACUGUAUUUGGGUUUAAUUCUUAGUGCAAAUGUAGAACUCUUGUUAAGAAACUUAGAAAUGAAAAAUUUCCAGAAACGUGAAUUAUUUGUAAUUUCCUUUAUUUUUCUAAUAUUGCAGGUAACGUUGGUAGGGGUUCUUUUCACGGAGAUCCCGGCUGUACCAUGAUUUUAGACUCAGAGGAUUUUGUGAAAAUGUUCCAAGGACAACUGAAUCCAGUACAGGCGUUUAUGGGCGGAAAAAUGGAAGUUAAAGGAGAUAAAAUGCUGGCCGCGAAACUUGAGAAACUUAUGGGCACAAUGAAGUCAAAACUAUAGCGAAUAUCCGUUAAGAGGGGACAACCGUGUUACUCACUCCUUGUGGAGGCUAAAAGUAACAUUCAAGAGAAAUGUCAAUGAUUGUUUUGUUAGCUCCAUGUGGAAGUAGUGUAAAAAGGAUUCAUUUGAAUAGUCACACCAUAGGAUUUUGUUUACAGACCUCCAAAGUUAGGACUACAUAGUUUACAAAACAAAAGGGCCAUGUGAAAGUACCGCGGAAGAGGUUUCAUUCAAUAGGAUUUACAUACAAAGCAAAUAGUAUUAUGUGAAAGUACUGCUGAAAAGAAUUCAUUUGAAUGGUCACCGUCAUAGGAUUUUGCCCUCAGACUCAAAAGUUAGGACUACAUACAAAACAAAUAGUUUCAUGCGAGUGAAAGGACGUUUCAUAGUGAAGCCCUCGAAGCUACGAUGUAACAAGUAUUAUUUAAAUCUAAUUUAUCCUAAGACCAAAUAUCUUCAUCAAACAUUAAAAAAAAUACAGUACUGCUGAAGAGCUGCUCAAAAUUGUAGUGUUACCACAUGAGUUGUUGAGUUGAAUAGGCCAACAUAGAGAAAUAGAGGAGAGCUCAUCCUUCUUCAAAAGACGCUGCCUUAUAAAGGGUAGCUGCGGAUAAGUUUAGCCUACAUAACAGGCGAUACCUACACAGUCUUAAAAAAGUUUUUUUUUCCCUCCUAAACGAUGACCACCAGUACCAAUGCCAAAAUCUGGUGAGACUGAAUUGUCAGGGGUGUUAACAGAGAGCCUGUUCACUGGUUACAUGGGCGUGAAUUCGUAGAAAACGUUUUCUUUUCGAGUUAGUUUUAUAGAGAGAAAGUCAGAGGAGAAAGUUGCUACUUUGGACACUGUACAGAAAUGAACUUAAUGUCUUUUAGCUUAAUGAUUAUUUAUAAGCUACUUUGUUCUCCUACUUGCGUACACUUGUGUAAAUACCUUAUAUAGUGUAAAAUACCGUAAUCAAAGAUUGAUUGAAUAAAUGAGAACGGGACAACAAUAGUCCCAUUGUUUUCUAACCUAAAAACAAAAGUCCUCAGUGUGCAUAGUUACACUGCCCCCGAACCUUCUCCGCAAAGCCUUCAGGGACUUUCGGCGGCCGGUCAUUAGAAUUGACCGUCUGUGGAGACUAAUUUCCCGGCUGCUUUCUAGAACUCAACCAACCUAUGUUGCUAUCCCAGGAGCUAAAUCCACAUGCCUUUCUUCUUGAUAAAGAGGGACCCCUUUCCAUUAUCCCGAUCCAAAUUUUCGCUUAAUCCCGUAAAUUCCGAAUUCCGCCUCCAUAUUGUUUUGAAAUGCCGAAUCCCAGCCACCAAAUAAGGCAAAGACCACCGUCACGACACCGUCACCGUCAGGUCAAUCAAGGUCGCCAAACGCUGGCCAAUAUAUCCGAGGGCUCAAAUCUCUCAUCCGGCGCUUGAUGAAAAAUGUUGAAAACAGGGUAAGAUCUCUAGAAAAAAAUUUCAAAUAUUAGUAUCUUAAACAUUAUUUCACUGUAGCUUCAUACCCCUUAUAAAAUUAAUUUCAGGAAACUAGCUGGUAAAACGAUCUUUAUAACCGGCGCAAGCCGUGGAAUUGGGAAGGCAAUCGCCUUGAAAGCAGCACAAGAUGGAGCGAAUAUAGUUAUCGCUGCUAAAACAACAGAGCCACAUCCAAAACUACCAGGAACUAUUUAUACUGCAGCAAAAGAAGGUAAGUUUAUCUGUGCUAGUAGCAAUUUUUUUGUUAUUCCUUUCUAGGAAGUUGCCGUGAGAUUUUGUAUUUUAUGGGACAUUUUAUUAUGACUCCUGUUGAGCUGUAAGUUGUGUGUGUACUUUACCCUCUCCUCCAGUCCCCUGGGGAGCGAAGAUUACAGGGCUGUCAACUCUUCCAGAUAAUCCGGGAGACUCCAGAUUUUGAACCAUUUCUCCCGGUCUCCUGAUUAGAGUCUGAAAUCUCCUGGAUAAUCGCCAAAGUUUGCCAUUUCUCGUAGAUUCGACUUUUCGACAAUGAAAUUUCAAAUGUUUUGCCCUAUUUGAGCUAUUUUACUGUUAACAUCGAACGUUUCCUCACAAACUCCGGUAUGCCAUUGUAAUGUUAGCAAUAAUGUGAUUGGUGGAAAGUAAACCAAUCAGGUCAAAUGUUACAAUUCCAACAACAUCUUUUCCACGUGUUUUUUUUUUUUUUUUUCACAAAUGAUGUCAUGUGCUGUCCAUUAUGACAUCAUCUAUCAUCCCUGACCCUUCCCCAUCAAUUCUCAAUAUCUGAAGACGUGGAGAGUUGACAGCCCUGAGAUUACCCAGCUCAGCUGCAGUCAUACUAGCCUGCAUUGCAGAUGUAAUUUAACCCCAGCUAGUAACCUCUGUGAAGCAGCGUCGAAAUCCUUGUCAAACAACGCUCCCCCACAUUGCGUGACAUCAAAAAACGGCUGCGAGGGAGAUUAAGGAGAACUGGGCUUAAAAGGGAAAAGGAGUAUAAAAAGUGAAUGGAUAAGGAUGCCUGCUUUCCCAAAGUGAGGCCAUAAGGAGCGUCUGCCUGAAGGGCUCCUUCUCCCCUUGCAUGUCUCUCUCACAGGCCCCAUUCUUUUCUGUGCCAGUUACUUCCAAGCGCCUGCUACAUAGGCCUAAGUUCAUAACAGAAGAAUGUUGAGGAUCAACUCUAGGUGUUCAUCUUAUAGAAUUUAAGGUGUUUUAUGAGAGGAAGUUUGUAAGAGUAUUUGCUCUUGUUUGGCUCUCUUUGCAGUUGAAACAGCCGGUGGGAAGUGCCUUCCCUGUGCAGUGGACAUUCGUGAUGAGGAUGCUGUAAAUAAGGCCGUUCAAGAUGCUGUGAAGAAGUUUGGUGGAAUUGACAUACUUGUCAACAAUGCAAGUGCUAUAAGCUUGACUGGUACUCUUGAUACACCCAUGAAAAGGUUUGCCUACUCUUUCUCUCUUAAUAAAAGUGAUCGGAAAAAAAAAAAGAAAUAAUGAUUAUAUCUUAGCAACAGAUGUGACUAAGCACCUACCACUGCAAAAACUGCUCUGGACUAGUUCAAGACUUGGUUUACACUGUUCUCUUAUCUUUGGUGUUUGUUCUUCUCUGAAAAGAGAGAGUGGGAAUUUGAGGAACAGGGAUUUUACUGGGUCAUUUCCUGAUUACUCUAGUAACUGAGUCUAAAGCAAAUGCUCAAACAAUCUUAGGGUCAUUAAAAUUGAAAAUUAAAGCUGAAAUCCAGAUAUGCUUGGAAUGGUAUCUACUUCAAAGCAAUAACAGGUCUCUGGUAUACUUUGUACUUUCUUGUCAGACCAACUGAAAAAUAAGUAACUCAGACCACCUUGAUUCCUGAUUUUCAAGACAUGUUUUGUUUAAUGGAAAGCACUCUCUGAUUAGCCAAUAAGACCAAUCAUUGUACUAAAACUUAGGGUUAUCUUGUAGAUAUGAUCUUAUGAACAGCAUCAAUGCAAGAGGAACAUUUCUAUGGUGAGUUCCCUUAACCCUUUAAGUCCCAAUAAUAUUGUGCCAAUAUUGUGACCAACAUUAAUUUUCUCCUAACAAUAUCCAUACAAUGUCAAGAGAUUAGGUUAUGAGAGUUAAUAAAAUGAUCAUCUAAGAGAAAAUGCUUUGAUCUUUUAUCAAAUUCUCAACACAUUCUUUAAGGAAAUAUAUAGAGAUCAAUUUAGAGAAUUUGUAUGUGGAUAUUGGGGCUUAAAAGGGUUAAUGCUAAAUUUUAAUUCAGGUUGUUAUGACGUCAACAAUCUAGAAGACCCAAAGAAUGCAGUCUUGCAAGUGUAGACAUCAAUUCAUAAUUUUGAUAUUCUUGUUUGGUUUUGCUUUAUCAGUUCCCAAGCCUGCCUUCCUUAUUUGAAGACUGCAAAGAAUCCACACAUCUUAAACAUAAGCCCACCAUUAAAUAUGAAACCCUAUUGGUUCAAGAGCCAUGUUGGUAUGUUUGUGUUAUUUGAUAAUUUAAAAAAAAAGAUAUCCAAAUAUUUAUUACUUAGUAAUAACUAAAGGCUAGAGAGUGCAGCUAGAAAGAUUGAAGGUUAAAAUACUCUUGCUUUAAUGCAGUGUGUAGUGUAAGUUUCACGAAAUAGAAGAUCUAAACGCAGGUGAUCAGACAUGUGGUCUUUUUACUCUAUUCGUUCUUGGUGGAAUUCCAAACGAGCGUUGGCUACAUAGUGCUAGUCAUGCAUAAUACAUUUAGCAACUCGGAAAUUGGGAUUGCAAGCUGCCUCUUGUUGCCCACAGUAGUGGUAUGAAGAACAUGAUAUUUGACAUUACUUCUUUGUUGUUCUUUUGUGGACCAUUCGCCAGUUUUCUUGAGAACAAUUAUUUUGCCAUAUUUCUGCAGAUAAACUGAGGCUGAGCGAUUAAUCCACUGGUUAGCUCUACAUGUAACUUAAUAUCACUCUUGAGUUUAAGGAAAUAAGUCUUAAAAUUUUUCAACCUAACACUACGACUGCUCAUCUUGUUUUUAGCUUACACAAUGGCAAAGUAUGGAAUGUCUAUGUGUGUCCUUGGUAUGGCUGAAGAAUUUAAGGAUGUUGGAAUUUCUGUCAAUGCUCUCUGGCCCAAAACAGGUCUUGAAAAUUGAGAUAGUAUUAUUUAAUUUUAAUCAUCAGUUUUUUUAUAAAAUGUAGUACUUAUCAUGUAAUAGCAGUAUGUAAAGCCUUUUAUAUAUACAUUUUUUGUCUACCUUGGUUUCCAAAGAAUUUAUCAGUCUCCAUUUUAAAGGGAACCUGUAAUUGGCCAUGCCUAAUCAGGCAACACAAUAGCCUCCCAUGUGGGUUGUCCCUGGCAACUGCAGCUGAAUUUUGCUACGCUAUACUAGAGUAAACUCCCCAAAUCCCCUCUAUCCUAGAGUAGCUGUUUUCCAGAAACUACUGAGGUCAAUGGCACAGUCUUGCCAAAACAAAACCUUAUACCACAAUCUGUAGUCUAGAUAAAAUCGUCAACCAACUGAUCAGUUUCCUGAAAAAUGAUACCCGUUUCUAGACCCAAACUCUCUGAUUUAUAUACCCUAUCCUAGAGUAAACUGCUUGAAAACCAUACCCUUCACAGCAGCACAUACCUAUAUAGCUUAUAUAUGGCAGUACCCCCCCCCCCUCCCUGGGCCUAUACCUCAGUGAGUUUAUCCAGUCAGAGUAUUGUUCCUGUGCCAUAUACUGUAUAUUGUAUUUUGUUACUGGUCGAAAUUAUUUCCAGGUUAACAUUUUUUAACCUAAGUUGAUUCUCAAUUUCCUUUGUCUCUUAACACUAAUUCAUGAAUAAUAAGAGCUAGGAGACAAAGGAAAUUGAGAAUCAACCUAGGUACUUUUAACCUGAAUUUAAUUUUGACCUGUAAAAUAUUCAUCAGCUAUUGCUACUGCUGCAAUGGAAAUGUUGGGUGGUAAAGAAGCAUUAGCACAGUGUCGCACAGAUCAGAUCAUGGCAGACGCUGCCUAUGUCAUCUUGACAAGAGAUAGCCGAGCAAGGACUGGGGAGUUUCUUAUUGAUGAGGAUGUACUUAAGGAUGUAGGAGUCACCGACUUUGAACAAUAUUCAUGUGUACCAGGUACAGACUUUAGAGAAAAUAAAUUACAUCAUGAGGAAAAAUCUUGCUAGCCUGCGAAUGGGAGACGUUUCUCCUCGCUCAUGGCCGCUGAAGGACGUUUCGCGAGGAGAAACGUCCCUCAGCGGCGAUGAGCGAGGAGAAACGUCUGCCGUUCGCAGGCUAAAAUCUUGCCCAAUUUUUGCAAGUUUGUCUUUGUAGUUUAUAUUACCGAUAUUACGGUACCUCUUAGUGUUUUUCUGUUGUACCAAGUUUCCGGCAAUUUUGAGGUAAAUCAUUUUGGUGCACUGUAAUAUUUAUGUUAUUCUUCAUGGUAACUUCCGGUUUGGACAUCUCCUGCUUUUUGCGAGUGUCACGCAACAUCACAAUGCUUUAGCUAUACUACACUGAAUGUCGGAAAAGGCUGUUCAACGUCACUACUGACGUUAAUUAUAAACACAUCAAAGAUAUUUUAUCAGGGAGCCCAAGUGUGGUUUUCAGUGGCCGAUGAACAAAAACAAUAUUACUUUCCACCAAAUCACCAGGCCCGCUGCUUACGUCGCUCAAGGUUUGUUGAGCAUCCGCUCCAAGAUUGCAGUUCAUCCUCUAUGCAACUUUCACUUUCAGCCUUUAGCUUUUAGCCUCCACGCAGACGUCCUCUUUGUCACGCGUUCCUACCCCACGUGGGGCAGGAAUGCGUUACAAAGCCCUAAGAACGUUUUCGUGGGAGGCUAUUGCAUUUUUUUCCAAGUGUACUAAAAGGUAUGCUGGCUGGUACUUGCUUUCAGUUUUAGGAUCUAUUUCCCGGCAACCAUUACCUCCUGAACAGCGGUUAGCAAGCAAGCCCUUUUUAACCUGUAGAACAGGCGUUUUUUAAGUUUUUCAGGCGAGCAAAGAAAACCGCGAGGUGGUCAACGCCUGAAAAACGCCGAAAAAAACCUUUUUCUGCAGGCUAAACUUCUUCCGGUUUCAAAGUUUCCGUUUUCUGUCACGCCACCCACAAGAGCGCGAGGUCGUCAUGUGAGUGACUUUGUUCCUUUUCCUCACAGGAAGUAAACUUUUGCCGGACUUCUUCUUGGACGUUGAAGGUUACGAUCCACAAGAAAUGUUGGAAUCUCAAAAAAAGAUGACGCAAAGCACUUCUCAGGGGAGCUCUGGCGAAGGAGUAGCGCAAAUAUUUGACAAGAUCAAGAGCUUAGGCGAUGAAGAACUUGUACGGUCGGUGAACGGGGUCUUUGAGUUUCAUUUGGAUGGUAAAGAGCCUGGAGUGUGGUUUGUAGACCUCAAAAAUAAUUCAGGUAAGGAUAGAUUGAAAGCUACAGUUUUGAGUUCUGCGUUAUUCGAGUUACAGCGGUCAAAGAAUAGUAAUGAUCCAAAGAAGACAGAUAUAAGGUCAGUCGAAUGGGCUAAGCUGAGGUUACGUAACUCGAUCCAAAGCACUUUUUUACGGAUAGACUUUAAGCAGUCCCGUUUUUAGUCUGCGUAGCAAGCGUUUCCUUGCGGUUUCGGAGCAAAGAACGAGGAACUAGAGUCAAAGACCGCGUGAAAAAUGGCGCGAGUCUUUCAUUUUUUCGCUCUCGUUCCAUUUUUGGCGCGGAAAAAACCGAAAAUCUCGUUCUUCGGUCUUUCUUUGCUCCGAUCCAAAACCAGGAAACACUCACUUGAUAUGCAGUCUAUCCCGUUUUAGUUCGAAGGACUUGACACAGCGAGCCGAGAAGGAUGCUGAAGAUAGGGAUGUUGCGGGUUUUUUAUACAGGGGUUUCUAAAUUGGGUACACGGUAUCUACAAGCCCUAACAGAAGCUUGUAUAUCUUGCUUCUGGCUCUGAUCAUUAGAGAGAUUUAGAAGAACGUUCACGCCGCUGAUGGGAUAUGUAAAUUUAACCACGUGACCUAACUCGUUUCUUGUUCUUUCCAUUUGCAGUAAUUUCAUGCCACUUUCAUUGAUUUGCAGAGUUUGUAUCUCCGCGUCUUCUUAUUUCCUAAGAUUGAAUCUGAAUCUCAAAAAUAAUUGUGCUGUUUGCUGCAAGCGUGAUUCCAAAUCUCUCCGUUAGCUUGAAUUUUCCAAAUGUCGGUUAUGAUUGCUUUUUAAGGUAGUGGCUGUACAUCCAAGCCAAAGUCCCUUUCUUCUUGGGCCUUCUUCAUCUCGUUGUGAUCCCGACAAUUUCUUCUUGUUUUGCGUUUUUCAGGAAACGUUGGGAGCGGUUCCUUUCCUGGAGGAGAUGCCAACUGCACCAUGAAUUUAGACUCGGAAGAUUUUGUGAAAAUGUUCAAAGGAGAACUCAACCCAACACAAGCGUUUAUGGGAGGAAAAUUAAAAAUCAAAGGAGAUAUGAUGCUAGCUAUGAAACUUGAAAAGCUCAUGGGCAAGAUGAAAUCCAAGCUUUAACAUUUCAAAGAUGGCAUACUUUAGCCUCGUUAUUACUGUAACGCAACACUUAGUUUUACUUAUAGAACGUACAUUCAACGCAGUCACAAAGUAGUGAGCCUGC